Messenger RNA from Fusarium fujikuroi IMI 58289, 1839 nucleotides. RefSeq lists its product as uncharacterized. Bases 1 to 1839 code for a protein of 612 amino acids. Lineage: Eukaryota; Fungi; Ascomycota; Sordariomycetes; Hypocreales; Nectriaceae. Gene Ontology annotation, biological process: regulation of DNA-templated transcription. Gene Ontology annotation, molecular function: DNA-binding transcription factor activity. The record is from RefSeq and is a predicted model, not a curated record. The transcript is spliced from 2 exons.
AUGACUUCAACAUUUCAAAUGCAACAACCCUUUUAUCGUCCAGCCUCUCUAACCGUGGAUACACAACACGCACAGAAGUACUUCGAAGACGAAGACAACAGUGUAUUAGACGACAACAUUCUUGAACACAACACAAUCGAUUCGGGCUUAGAACUAUCGCCCCCCAUGGCUGACAGUCGUCGAGAAUCCUUUGCUGUCGGCCCUCCUCUCUUCUCACCAAAACAGGAGGACUGGCAAUCCGUCGAAAUGCAGUCGGUUUCUUCCAACAACCCUUUCUUUGAUCAGCAUAGCAACAACCCUUUUAUGCGCCCUGAUCACACUCAGAACAAUGGCUUCGCUGCCACUGCCAACUGGUUCGGAAACACCUCCGGCACUUGCACUCCUCUGAAUCCCUUCGAUGGUGUUCCUGCUGAAUAUGACGCCAACGCCUCUCUCUUCCACCGACCCAUGGCCGGCCCAACACCCUUCACAAACCCUGGGAACAUAUUCCCGUCACUUCCCGUCGGCUCCCAGUCUAUCCCCACAUCUCCCCAGAAAGAGUGGAUGACCCCUCAGCAGCCCAUUAACAAGAACAAAAUGCGCCCUAGCAGCCCCGGUCUCCGCUCUCACAACGAGAUGCGCCGUGGCGACGGUAUCCGGAAGAAGAAUGCUCGCUUUGAUAUUCCAGCAGAGCGGAACCUCAGCAACAUCGACCAUCUUAUUUCUCAGUCCACUGAUGAACAAGAGAUUAAGGAGCUCAAGCAGCAGAAGCGACUGCUCCGUAACCGACAAGCAGCUCUUGACUCGAGACAACGCAAGAAGCAGCAUACUGAACGUCUAGAGGAUGAGAAGAAGCAAUAUACCGCUCUCAUGACUGACAUGGAGGAAGAGCUGAAGAUGCUUCAUGCUCGGGUUGAACAACUGUCCCUCGAAAAGCAGGAAUGCAUCAAGUUCAUCGAGACCCAGAGGCUGGACAAAGAAGAGAUGAUCCGUGUUCACACCAAUGAGACUGGCGAACUGAGGAAGAAGAUCAGCGUUCUCACGGACCAUGUUCAGCGACUCGAUAGCGCCGUUCCCGCCACCGGAGACAAUGGCUUCUCAAACGGCUUCGAUGCCAUGGACGCUAUGGACGGCUUGGGCAUGCCUGGUGCAUGGGAUGCUUCGAACUUCCUUCACGAUUAUCCGGAGCCUGAAGUCAAGCAGGAGAUGGCUAUUGUUCCCACCAAGAAGAACGACAACCCUUUCGUCGAGAGCGAGAAGCCUGCCGCCCAGGGUGGCCUCCUCUUCAUGCUCUUCCUCGUUGGUGCCUUCGUCCUCUCGAGCCGCUCGACCCCUGCUAUUCCUCGCGUUUCUGAGGAUGUCAGGGCCGCCUCUGCUACCAUUCUCGACAACGUUCUCAAGGACGCUGGUGUCAACUCUCAAUCGGCCAGCCUGCAAGCUGCCCCCCAACCAUCCGGCGCUGCUAAUUGGGGUAAUACCAUCUCCAUGAAUGAUAUGGCGAUGGAUGGUGUUGCACCUUCAAUGCUUGGUGAGCUUGGUGACCAGCUGACUCAGCCGACUCAGGAGCAGACCAACGAGCAAAUCUUCUCUCUGUCAGCUGCUCAGUAUAAUGGCGUCAACUCCCAAGACUUCCUCCAGAACGCUCCUGAGAGAUCAUCACCCAGUCAAGGUCGCCGAAAUCUAGCCGAAGCACUUGCGACGAUGCGAAUUCCAAACAAACAAAACGAUGCAGCCGAAGUAUACACGCGCUCCCUUCUGUGGGACCAGAUUCCCAACGACGUUGUGCGAAACUUCGCGAAAAUGGUGUCAGAAUGUAACAGCGCGCAAAAUGAGCAGCAAUGCAACGAAUUAAGGACAUGA